Molecule: messenger RNA, 904 nt
Organism: Colletotrichum acutatum
Lineage: Eukaryota; Fungi; Ascomycota; Sordariomycetes; Glomerellales; Glomerellaceae
Exons: 1
Coding region: 285-533 (82 amino acids)
Source: RefSeq, a predicted model, not a curated record
GUCUUUUUUUUUUUUUUUUGCGUCUUUGCCCUGGAAGGCGACUAUCCUAUCUCAGAUCUAUCUGUCCUGUAUCUGUAUCUGUAGGGCCCUCCCACCCCUGGUCAAGUUUGAUAGAGAUAGGUGAACCCUGCGUUGGCCUGCAUGUCGCGAUAUCGCGGGCAUCCUCCGACUCGAGCGGAGGGAAGGAUAGAGUUUCUCCCUCCCAAGGUGGCCCAGAUACGUUUUCGUAUCAUCUCUACUGAGGCUAUCUUCCAUCACUGCUCGUUUUCCGUGCCUUAUGAUGGAUGAUUGUGUGGUUUUUGAUCGCGGGCUUUGUUGUGCCUUGCGAUACUGGGGAGAUGGUACGACAUUGGUGGAAUAGCGUUGAAGAUCAUGGCGAGUCAGACAGACGUCUUGACUCUUGCGGGCUGACAAUACCCGCACAGGCGGGCAGGCUAGCAACUUGCAGAGUUGUUGAAUUGUCGUCUCUCCGGGAUAACAUUAACCACAUCGCACAGCCAAAGCAUGCGAUGUAUCGAUCAUUGGAGAAAUGAAUAGUGUUUACUAGCUGCUUGAGCCUAAGACGACCUACGAAUGCAGAGUAUUCUGUCAUAGGGAAGGAUGCUCUGCGGGAGGAAGCUCAUGAGCUUCGGUAUAAACCCGUCAUCACCUAGCUUCGACACCGGCGGAAUUACCGACCGGGGAGGAAAUGUUUUGACUUUUUUCUUGUUGGACUGUUGUUCGGCCGGGGAGAUUAAGGGCGGAGGAAUGGUUACUGCCGAGGGCCGGGCGGGUAACACGGGUAUUUCUUGAUCUUUGGUUUCGAGCGGGAUCGCUUCCGGGUCCGAGCAGAACAGUGCUGAGUAGCAGACGGAGACGCCGUUGAGCUUUGAUGCGGUCUGUUUUCCCUUGGGGAGGAUAGAAU